Molecule: messenger RNA, 1959 nt
Organism: Dichotomopilus funicola
Lineage: Eukaryota; Fungi; Ascomycota; Sordariomycetes; Sordariales; Chaetomiaceae
Product: histidine phosphatase superfamily
Exons: 4
Coding region: 1-1959 (652 amino acids)
Molecular function (GO): phosphatase activity
Source: RefSeq, a predicted model, not a curated record
AUGGGGAGACCAAGGCUCAUUAUCUUGGUGCGCCACGCCCAAUCAGAGGGCAACAAAAACCGCGAUAUCCACCAGACCAUCCCAGACCACCGGGUCAAGCUUACACAAGACGGAUGGCAGCAGGCGUACGACGCGGGCCGGCGCCUGCGGGCGUUGCUGCGCGAGGACGACACCCUACAUUUCUUCACAAGCCCCUACCGCCGCACGCGUGAGACCACCGAGGGCAUCCUGGCCACGUUGACCAGUGACGAGCCCGCCACGAGCCCGUUCCAACGGGACAAUAUCAAGGUGUACGAGGAGCCGCGGCUGCGCGAGCAGGACUUUGGCAACUUCCAGCCGUGUAGUGCUGAGAUGGAGCGCAUGUGGCAGGAGCGUGCUGAUUAUGGGCACUUCUUUUACCGUAUUCCUAAUGGUGAGAGUGCGGCGGAUGCCUAUGACCGUGUGAGUGGGUUCAACGAGAGCUUGUGGCGCCAGUUUGGGGAGGAUGACUUUGCAAGUGUUUGCGUGCUGGUUACCCACGGCCUCAUGUCCCGCGUCUUCCUCAUGAAGUGGUACCACUUCAGCGUCGAGCACUUCGAGGACCUACGCAACGUGAACCAUUGUGAAUUCCUCAUCAUGCGCCGCAACGAUGACAGCGGCAAGUACAUACUAGAAAACAAUCUGCGGACAUGGUCGGGGCUCAAGCGGGAGCGUGCUUUGGAGCAAGCUGAGAAGGCCGGCAAACCUAACGGCAAGGCGGGCAAGGAGCACGGCAAAAGUAAGGACGCUUUCACGCUGGCACGCGCCGGUACAUUCGAGGUCCGGCGUCGCUGGGGAGGCUGUCCCAACGGCUGUGACCAUGACAAGAGUUUCAAGAUCCGCCAGACGCUGGCUGACCUCGUCAAGAGCGACAGUCUCAUCUCUAAUCACGCUGUCGGUCUGGCUGCCGUAAACGAGGAGCCCAGCCCUACGGCGAGCGUUCCUGCAGUCAGCGACAGUGAUAGUGGUACGCCCACGCACAGCAGCCACGCAGGCACGCCCGGGUCUACACACGGCAUCGUCAACCCUUCCUUCAACGGAACGGGCAAUAGCCAUACGCUCCUCGUCAGCCGCCGGCCGGCUGCCAAGCGGUUCCUGACCGGGACCACAGACGGAGAUGGGGAUUAUGAGCCCGACAAUGUCACAGGAGGACCGCAAAUCGACGUGACCAAGGCGCGCGACGAGGUGGUAUCCAGCCCAGACGGCACACCGUCGUACAUCUCCGUCGACGACCGUCUCCGGUCCCGGAUCAAAAGCCCCAACGUCCCGCCGCGCCCGCUCCAGCCCGUCCCGCUUCACGUAGGCCGCGAUUUCGGCGGCAGCUACAGCGGCCACGACAGUGCGGGCAGCGACGACGCCGAUGACUCCGAAGGGGACUACAGCGAUCGCCAUCGUCCCGGCGCAGCACCGCUGACCCCGUCCUCCACUAGCACCACUGCUUCCACCACCAUCAACAUCACGACCAACAUCACCGUCUCAGCCGACCCUGUCAGCGACCACGAGGAACCCAGCAGCGACUCUCCCACUGCCACCCCAACCCAACAGAAACAAAAGGCCGGCCUCGGCAUCCCCACGUCUGCCAUCCCCUUACACCACCGUCCCCACAACCACACCCACUACCACCACCACAAACAACACCGCCAUGAACGCGAACAAUCUCGCAUGGGCCGCGGUACGCGUGCCAACCGGCUCGGUGACCACCACAGCAGUGAUGGCGAGCACGAGGCGGACUGUGAAGGCGAGAAGAAGGGUGCUGUCACCACCACGCGCGGCAAUAGUAGUAGUAGUGUGGCGGUGAACAAGCUGGCGGUGUGUGAGCAUGGACAUGAUGAUGAUGAUAGUGGGUCGGAUGAAGUGACGCGGGAGAUGACGGAUGAAGCGGAUGAGGUGUUGGCGAGGGAGGAGAGGGAGGAUCGGAGUUUGAGGGGGAGUGUUUAUUGA